Messenger RNA from Trichoderma harzianum CBS 226.95, 2301 nucleotides. RefSeq lists its product as hypothetical. Lineage: Eukaryota; Fungi; Ascomycota; Sordariomycetes; Hypocreales; Hypocreaceae. The coding region runs from base 1 to 2301 and encodes 766 amino acids. The transcript has 9 exons. Gene Ontology annotation, biological process: intracellular protein transport; exocytosis; Golgi to plasma membrane transport. The record is from RefSeq and is a predicted model, not a curated record. Gene Ontology annotation, cellular component: exocyst; membrane.
AUGCCUCGUAGGCACGGUGCUUUAGACGACUACACGUCUGCUGUGCCUCAAAUCAUCUUGUCAACCUCCGAUUCCGAUUAUCUAGAUCACCUCAUACCGGUGCUUAAAGAUGCAACCAACUCACGGCGUACGCCAGCCCUUCUGCAGUCAUUGUCUCGUUAUUCCGAGGACCGCGAAGCAGACAUUGAACGGAUCGGAUUGACCAAACACGAAGAGUUUCUCGAUUCGGUCCACAGACUACAAGAAGUCCGCGAAGGGACUGUUACCCUCACCACUGAGAUUCUCAAGCUCAACCAAUCAAUUCAAGCAAGUACCGAGAAGCUUGCCGAUCAAAAGGGUGCCCUUGUCAACACCAAGGCUGUGCGCCAGAAUAUUGCUGACGCGGCGGAUGCGCUUCGAGAAUCCCUUACGGUGCUCCAUGCCGUGAACCACUCCCAUGAGCUCGUACGCCGCAAAAAAUACUAUUCCGCCUUGAAGUCGCUGGAGGAUUUGCAGAAUGAACACCUUGUUCCGAUCCUCCAGAAUCGCUAUGCCACCCAGCAUCGCCUAGCAGAUGCAAUUCAGAAGUCUCUUCCUGCUUCCCGAAGGGCAAUUUCCGAAGCCGUCAUGUCGGACUUGAACACCUGGCUCUUUCGGAUUCGUGAGACCUCACAAUUUCUGGGUGAAGUUGCGUUCUAUCAUACAGAAAUGCGAAGAAACAGGCAAAGGGCGCGAAUUGAAAACGAAAAAUUCUUGGAGAAUUUCAAGCUGAAUUCGUCCAUUGAGUUGAUUUCAGAUGAGAAUGAGGAAUUUGAUGUUCUCGACAACGAAGAGCUCCAAGUUGAUUUUACACCGCUGUUUGAAGCUCUGCAUAUUCAUGAUGCCCUUGGACAUAGCGAUCGAUUUCGCUCGGAAUACGCCUCUACCCGACGCCAGCAAAAAGACCUUUUGGUGCCCACUUCGAUUGAUUUAUUGGCUGAGGAUGGGUCUUCUCUUAGCAGUCUUCUUGAAGGAAUUGCAGGAUUUGCAAUUAUAGAAAAGGCAACGAUGCAACGGGUCCCGUAUCUACGAUCCGUGGUUGAUGUAGAAGAGUUGUGGGAUUCCAUGUGUACCGCCGCUAUAGCCCUCACCACGAAGGCUCUAACAAACAUUGAUAAUGCUGAAGUCUUACUUAAGAUUAAAAGCGUCAUUGCAUUGUUCAUUCAGACCAUGGAAGGCUGGGGAUAUUCUGUGUCUACUCUGGAUAACUUUCUCCUGCAGCUCUUCGACAAAUAUGCUCAGCUACUGAAGCGCCGAUUCAGCGAAGAUUUUCAAGAGAUCGUUUCGACGGAUGAUUAUAUGCCGAUGGCUAUCAACUCACUCAGCGACUACGAAAAAGUGAUAAACGUCAGCUGGUUCACGCCAGAUCGACCUACAGAGGAGCUUACGUUUCCAUGCGUUUUACCAUUUUCUCAGAUGUAUCCACUCUGCUGUAUCGAUAUUCGAAACUUUUUGAAUCAGUUCUAUUUCUUUCUCGAUGAUCACUUUCAGCACUCAGAUAUCAUUGAUGAGACGCUUCGAAAGUCUCUAGACGAGCUCCUCAGCGAGAAAGUCUGCAAAUCCCUCGUCGAGCGUCUAAGCUCCCAAUAUCUGGGUCAAAUAGUGCAGAUCCUUAUAAACUUGGAGCACUUUGAAAUAGCCUGUCGAGAGUUGGAACAGCUAUUAAUACGAGCAAGGUCGUCUACUUCAGCGGGUGGUCCUUUGAGACUAAACGCCACGGAAGAGUUCCGCAACAACAAGAAGACUGCUGAGAAGAGAAUAUUUGAACUGGUCAACUCCAAAAUUGAUGACCUCGUUGACACGGCAGAAUACGACUGGCUGGCGAGCGGUGUGCCGACAGAGCCAAGCAAUUACAUGCAAACGCUCACUCGGUAUCUAUCCAAUAUUAUGAACUCGACGCUUCUGGGGUUGCCAAGGGAAAUCAAGGAGUUGAUUUAUUUUGAUGCUCUAAGCCAUGCAGCUGAAAAGAUCCUGGCCCUCCCUCUUUCACCAGAGGUUCGACACAUCAACGGGCAUGGUGUCUUUGCUCUGGCACAGGAUGUCAACUAUCUUACAGAGUUUGUCGGAAGCCUUGAAAACGGGCAGAUGCUACGCGAAAAUCUUGACGAACUUCAGCAGACUGUAAAUCUGAUGCAAUCUGACAAUCAUGAAGAAUUUUAUGAUAUUUCAAUCCGCAACAAGAAAUAUGGCCGAGUUGACGUGCUCAAUGGGCCGAUCCUACUUGAGAAGUAUGCCAUCACCGGAACACCUGAAAAUAAACAAAAACAACGAAAAACCCCUUAA